AUGGCGGAGAGGCAACUGAUCGUGGCCGUCGAAGGCUUCGCGGCCUUGGGCCACUUCUGGCAGACCAUCCUUUCUGAUUACCUUGAAAAGAUUAUCAGCAUUAUUGCCCUUUUUGAGCAUUGUUUCCCUUUUUGGGGAAUAAAAUGUAAAGCUGCAUUUCUGCUGGAAUUCGUCUUUAAUCUUCACUUAAAGUAUUCUUUUGCCUCUUGCUUAGUGCAACGGAGUGGCUGGACAAGAGAUGUUGACAUCUUUUUACAAUGGUUAUCAGCCAUUCUUUUUGCUGGUGAUGGCUUCAAUGACACCGCAAUCGCAGAAGGUCUUUCUGAAGCUUCAAUGAUGUUCCCUUGUGCUGCAAAUGGAAGCCAAACUAAACAGAAUAUAGAUGGGCAAAGGCAUUGUGUUCUUAUCGUAGCAAGUAACCCUCAUCCCUUGCCAACACCAGUCUAUUGACCACAAAAUCAAAAUUUGGAGCAGAGUGAAAAUAUUGAUCCGCAAGCUGAGAGUAGUCAUCUAUCUGAUGCAGAGACCGUUGCUAAAUCAUUUCCUCAUUGCUCUGUUUCUCUGUCCAUCAUUUGUCCAAAGCAGCUGCCAAAACUUAGAGCAAUCUACAAUGCAAUAAGAAUGCCAUUCUCUCUUGUCUUGUGCAUCAUGCGGUUGCCAUCUCAGACUUUACUGCUUUCUGUUUUGGACAAGGCCUGCCGCUUGAUAGAAAUGCUUUUUCCUGGGGAUAUGGUUGUGUUUAAGCCACAAAUAUCCAGUCAGCAGCAAGAAAUGCAACAGCAGCAUCACCAGCAGAUGCAACCACAGCUGCAACAUCAACAACAGUAUCCUCAGUUGCAGCAACAGCAGCAACUCUCACAACUUCAACAACAACAGCAGCAGCAGCAACUUCCACAGUAGCUUCCACAGCUACAGCAGCAGCAACUUCCACGGUAGCUUCCACAGCAGCAGCAGCAGCAGCAGCAACAACAAAUGGUUGGGACUGGAAGGCAAGCAUAUGUUCAAGGUCCAGGCCGGUCUCAAUUAGUUUCUCAGGGACAAGUUUCAUCACAAGGGCCAACAAACAUGCCUGGUGGCGGCUUUAUGAAUUGACAAGUACUUCAAUUGAGUGGGAGCAGUAUAUAAUGAGUUGUGUAUAAUAAAGAAACUACUUCAGCAAUUAUGUCGACCUGUUGGGUCUCGUAGACUAGUAAUUUUAUCAACAGGGUUUAAAAUCUAUUUAUGUUUACAUGUAAAAUAAUGAUCUUAUCAAAUCAGGGCGUCCUUUCUAUUUAUAUCAGAAAACCUUCUGAAUA
This is a messenger RNA of Hevea brasiliensis (rubber tree), 1295 nucleotides long. Its product is annotated as mediator of RNA polymerase II transcription subunit 25. Lineage: Eukaryota; Viridiplantae; Streptophyta; Magnoliopsida; Malpighiales; Euphorbiaceae. Gene Ontology annotation, cellular component: transcription regulator complex; mediator complex. The record is from RefSeq and is a predicted model, not a curated record. Gene Ontology annotation, biological process: positive regulation of transcription by RNA polymerase II.